AUGUUUCUUCCGCGACCUCUUGCAGCCAGGCCUUGGCUCCCAGCUCCGGUGCUGCCUUGCCAGAAUGGCAAGGCCCCGUGCCCGGCGCAGCCGACGCCACCCGCGCUGCGGCUGCUGGCGCCGACGGCUUUGGGCCCCGUCAUGGGGACAGCCAGGUAG
This is a messenger RNA of Symbiodinium sp. CCMP2592, 159 nucleotides long. The record is from the annotation of a GenBank genome assembly. Lineage: Eukaryota; Dinophyceae; Suessiales; Symbiodiniaceae.